Messenger RNA from Xyrichtys novacula (pearly razorfish), 36426 nucleotides. NCBI's taxonomy places the organism in Eukaryota, Metazoa, Chordata, Actinopteri, Labriformes, Labridae. The record is from the annotation of a GenBank genome assembly.
GUAAGAUUAUAGCGAGGUGCUCACGCGGGUAGGGAGGGGGGCUUGGGUGUUGCCACGGUCUCGGAGCUGAAGUCAGGAUUCCCACUCGAGGUCCAGUCCGUUACCCGCCGUCACAUCGUGAUCCCCAACCGUCUGCCGUUACCUCUACGCUGAAAACACGACCCCCGAAGCAUCAUGGGAGUGGAAGGCUGCACCAAAUGUAUCAAGUACAUGCUCUUCUUCUUCAACUUCAUCUUCUGGGUGAGCAGCUUGUUUUUAACCCGCUCUCCGUGUUUGUGUGUGUCCAUGGAGCGUGUGUGAGUGUGUGCGCAGCGCCGCCUCCUCUCUUGUGUGUAACGGGCUCGGUGUGUCCAGACUGGCAGCUCGAGCUCGUCAUGAAUGAACGAAGAAAUGAAGCUAACGGUUCCUAACUGUGAUUUACAUGGUAACCGUUAUAACCUCCGAAUCACCGCGAGGCUCCCACUCACCACUAGGGGAGACCGGGGUCGAACUAACAAACACAUUUCCAGAAAGACGUGUGUUAAUUCAUGUAACUGCAUCACACAUCUACCAUUAGGGGAAAAGAGUAGUUCAAAAUGAUGGAUUCAUCACCUCAGGAGAUACAUGAGCUUGGAAAUAAAGUGAGACAAAGCGACUGAAACGCCACAAAGAAGAGUCCUAACUGUAGUUUCAGUUAGUUAAAACCCAAAACAUGUUCAACAGUUUUAAUUGGAGUCACGGUUAACUAGAAGAUCAUCAAUAAGCGGCGAAUACUUUUGGAAAUGUUUAGUCUGAGAUGUGGAGGCUAGUCUGCUUGGUUUUGGAUAAUUGCUUUGUUUGGAUUACAUCCUUCACCCAGUAUGUGUGUGUGUGUGUGUGUGUGUGUGUGUGUGUGUGUGUGUGUGUAGGGGGGGCCCAAGGUGGUUUCCAUUUGGUGAGUCCGGCCCUGAGUUGGGUGAUGGAUCAUGGAAACAUUUGUGGGUGUUUAGUUUUACUCUUGCGCUGCCGCUCAUUUGCUUUUCUCACUUUCUGUCUCUUUCUUUGCUGUUUUAAACUUUCCAAACCUCUGCCUGCAGCUGAAGUUAAAACACUUGUUAAUUUCACGUUUUUGAAAUAUCAGUUUGCGUGGAGCUUUGAAAGCAGCCCAACCGGCUGAAUUAAGUCUCCUCUAGACACUUGUUUGAGGACAGACUGUUUGAGGGUGGGCGUUGCCACCAUGACGUCAGCCAUCUGUUUCUGGACUCCCAUUUCACAGACUCCAGUUUGGUGUUUUUGGUGUCUCCAUCUUUAUUUUGGAGCUACAUUUGGACAAGAGAGGGGAGCUGGAGAGGAGAUGGGGAGUUAGACAACACCAAACUGAUGUAGCACUGGCUGUGUCUGCAGGGUUCACAGUUACUGUAAUAUCAUUUGGGAUGGUAAAUUUGUCCUAUUUAUUAACCGUAAAUGGAUGAUGGCUUAACCCUGCGGUGAUGAGGCGGGGCAGCAUGACCCAGUCUGUGGGCUGCUCUUCCACUUUAUGCUCUGCUGUUUGUAAAGUAGGUUAUUGAUUCAGGAGAUGGCAGCUUGAUUACACUGUUUAUCUGACAAAGAUGUUAACUUGGAUGUUGUGGUGUAGAAACAUCAUACAGUUUCACUGAGAAAGGCCUAAAUACCGAAUCACAGAUCAAAUGGAAGACUCAAGCAGGUUGAUUCAGAACUUUAAACAGCCUUAUGAAACAUUGAAAUGAUAACAUAGAAAAGAUUACAAUUAAGGUCCUUUCACACCGGGACCGUUUUUGUCGUGCGAUUUUUCGGGUGUCAAUAUUUGACACCCUGUACAGGAACCUGUAUCCUGUCAAUACAAGUGUUCACAUCAGCGACGUUUUCCCGUUCUGCGAGAUUGCGGCAUUUAUUUUUUCGGAUCAUGGUCGAUUUUUCUGAAGUUUCGCAUACUGUGUGCGAGAUUGUGUGUUUUUGCAAGGUCUGAUUCACAACAUGGCUGACCGGCUGAUUGUUUAUGAUCAUUUACACAAACAUUACAAAGAUAACGACCUGAAGGACAACUUGUGGAGAGUCAUAGCAUUGGAUUUCUGAUAUGACGAUGGUUUGUUUGCUUUAACAGUUUGCUAAACGUCUUUGUUUUAACUUUCAUCUGUGCUAACGUAAGCUAACGGUUGUUACCAUAGUUUCAUGUUCUUAUCCGGUACUGGCCCCGACUCAGUGCUAUCAUAACAAAAAGCCAUCUCAACACUAGUGUCUAGUCCUCUGCCUCUUCAAACUUGGCGCUAAUUGUUUCAGAAGAACUUCAAAUUGUCCAACAGACAUCCAAAAAUAGGUUCUGAAGCGACCGUGGUACACUUUCAGCUCCUGAACCAAGCAGUGAAACUCUCCAAGUUCUCUUCUUUUUGUAGGAAGAGAGGAUGGUAAGGGAAGGUCCCGCCCUCCUUCGCCUCUGAUUGGCUAUAAGUGCUGACUGUUUGGCUUGAGUGUGUGAUGACGUUUCCAGCUUUUCUAGCCAAUCAGAGGCGAAGGAGGCAGGAUUUCUCCCGGGAAAAGUCUUCCCCGGGAUGCGUCUUUUUCCCCCCGGAAAGUUGCAAAAUCACAUUGGGCUUGAUGUGUAUUGUCAGGCGUGUCAAAAUUCACCUCAGAAUAUUUCGUGAUUUCCGUUCCAUAUUUGUGUCGGCCCCGGUGUGUAAGGACCUUUAAGCAGCAACUUCAAGUGUGGAAAAAUGAUUCAUUUUGCAUUGCAUUAGUGCAAAAUCUGACUCUCAAGUGUCCACCCAAAGCUGAGGAAACCCCAUUAAAGUCCACACAGCAAUUUCCAUUCUCACAGCAGGUUUAAGGAAGUUCAAGACAACUUGUGGUCUCUUUAUAUAACAAGUCAUGUGUUUUGGUUAUCUUAAGGCUAUGACUGUGGAUAGGAAUAGUAAAGAUAGGGAUAGAAACAAGUCAACAGUGUCAGCUUCAUGGAAGUGAAAUGAACAGACACAUUCCUGAAAGUGUAACGAAAGUCCAGCCGUCAUUUUUGACUGAAUCAAAUGUCUGUCUUGUUUAAGUCUCGGGCUGCUGCAAAAAGAGUAACAGGUUUGUUCUACACCUCUAUACUUGGAGAGACUUUGUGUUCCUAUAAAAUGAAGAGUCUGCCUGAAUCAGUAUCAGUCAUCCCCAUCCAUCCAUGUGUAUUUGUCACAGGAUUUCCUAGUUAGUUCAACUCCUUUUGUUGAGAAAGCUACAGAGCAACCAGAAGGGAAACUAGCCUAUCAACAGACGGGACAAGCUCCACCAUGCUAAUGAGCAAAUCUUAAAGAACUUCAUCAAAGCUACUUUUCUCAGUCUAAGUGACCCCUCUGUGAGGAAGCUUGUCAGAGCCUACUUCGCCCUCUGAAAGACCUUUCAGUUUUGUGCUGUUUUUGGCCACAACACAUGUGUCUUCCCUCAGCAGCGAAUCAGUCAGCUGACCUGUCUGGACACAGUAAUGUCUGAAGAGUUUGUUAUUUUAGAUGUUGGCAGCGACUGCGGUGUGUUUUGCCAAGUUAAACACAUAGUGAAGUACAUUGGUUUUGUCAUUUUGCAGUCAAAAUAAUAAAGGUUAAAUGCUUAGUUUAAAGAUACACUGCCAUUUUUGUAUUUAACCUCUGUGACAGCAACCCAUUUCAUGACAGGUGGUCAUGAGCUCCCAGUUUACACACCUGUGUUAAGGUCUCUACACACUGGGGCCGACACGAAUAUAUAACGCGCAAGUACAAAAUAUUCAGAGGCGAAUUUUGACGCACCUGACUAUACACAUCAAGCCCAAUGCGCCUCCUUCGCCUCUGAUCGGCUAGAAAAGCUGGAAACGUCAUCACACGAUUGAAAGCUAAACGGUCAAAACGGUUAGCACUUACAGCGAAUCAGGUGUGAUAGGAUAAGCACAUGAAACUAUGGUAACAACUGUUAGCUUACAUUAGCACAGAUGAAAGUUAAAACAUAGACAUUUAGCAAACUGUUAAAGCACACAAAUUAUCGUCAUAUGUGAGAUCCGGCGCUUUGACUCUCCACAAGUUGUCCUUCAGGUCGUUAUCUUUGUAAUGUUUGUGUCUUUUAUCAUAAAGCACUCUGUUCUCCGACACGUAAACAAUCAGCCGGUUGGCCAUGUUGGAUUAACCGGUGAAUCUGGCGUCGCAAUAACACGCAAUCUGAUUGGUCAGAAGUGAACACACAGUAUGCGAAACUUUAAAAAAAAUCGACCGUGAUCUGAAAAAAUAAAUGCCGCAAUAUCGCAGGAUGCGAAAACGUUGCUGGUGUGAACGCUUGUAUUAACAGGAUACGGGUAUGAAAAAAAAAACCUGGCGCCAGAAAUAAUCGCACGACAAAAACAGUCCCGGUGUGAAAGGACCUUCAGAGCCCUUAGUUUUGAGUCUAGGGCUUGUCUCAUCCCCACAAGGUAUUAUUUAAUAUACCAACUGGCUACAACUCCAUAUUACCCCUAACUUCAACCCCUGAAAGUGGCCACAUCAUGAAGUUUUCUAUUGUGAAAAUAUGUUGACAUUUUUCAUAGCUCAAUUUUUUUGGGAAUGACACAAUCUUAAUCAUAGGUCUGUUUAAUCGAACAGUUGUUUAUCAAACCAGCUACCAGCAGAGCUCUGAUAUGGUGCAUUGAAGAUACGACUCUGCCACGCCCAUGAAACUGUAUUUUAAGGCUUCAAAUAUGGACCCUGUUGCUGUAAACAGCCUUCAAACUACCCAUGCAGUGAGGGAAGAAAAAGCUUGUUGUAUUCAUCCAUAAUGAACAACAGACAAAAAAAGAAAACCAACUUCCUGUGUGUGUGUGUGUGUGUGUGUGUACGAAGUGUUGGUAAUCCUUCUGUAAAGUGACUUAAAUUUGAUUAUUAAUGCAUCACAAUAUCUCGCAGACUCCUCCCUCUGUUAAACACAAACUCCACUUCAGCCUUUUAAGUGUUAUUGCCUCUAAAGAUCUCUGAGAAAACACCAGUUCACUCUGUCUGCUGUGUGCGGUCAGUGAGCAGCAGGCUGAAAGGGGGGCUGGCUCUUUAAAAUGGGACCUCCUGUUUCGAUAAAUCACACUGGACACUGAGAGGGUCUGGGGGAGGAGGAGGAGGGGGGGGGGGGGUGACUGCAGACAACACCCUAGUACCCACUCCCCCUCCCUUAGCAUGCCCAGCAUUCUAUAGCCCCCUGUCCUCUGGGCAACAGGCAGAAAUAGACUCCGCUGGGAGAGCUGCAGCUGAUCUCACAUGCAAUUAUAUUUGACACAAUUUCUAUUUAUGAUGGAGUAAAAAAAAUCACAGCGAAAUUCUGUGUUUGAAAGGCGUGGUAAUCUUUAAUUGAAUCAAUAGUCUGCUCAGAAGGAGCUGAUACAGCCACACUGUGGGAGAGCCAGCAGGACGCCCUGUCUGUGCAGACGGCCGGCUGUAGUAAACAUGUGGUUACACCGUUUUCUUAAAGCAACAUGUGUGACAGCGACUGCUGAAUGAGCAACAGAUGGUGAUCGACAAUGUUUGUGGCAUCUGCUACCCUUAAUAUUACAUGUCACAGAAAAAGGUCCAGGAAGCCUUUUUAACCCAAAUCCAAACCGAUAUACUGCUUUUGAAGGAGUUUAAAAUAUGCAGCAGGCUCUCUUUGGUUGGAGUUUCUGCAUCUGAUUAAAAGCAAAUUAUAAAAUCUGUCAGAGAACCCCAAUUAGCUAAAAUGCUGACCUCAGUUUUGGAGCUGCAUGUCCAUUUGCAGUUUUAUCGUCAUUGCCUAAUGCAUUUUUGCAAUAGACACACUGUAAGGGUUGCUGACAUCCAAUGAAUAAGCAAAAAUAUCUAAGUCCAAUAUACAACAUCACUUCUUCUUAUUAUUGUGCUUAACCUACCAGAUCAGCUAACAGACAGCUAACCCAGAACACUUGGUGUCAAUAUGGUGACAGCUGUGAGGUUAGCUGGUACAGUCCUGAGGGAGGAGAGACAAUCAAAGAAAGUAUAGUCCAGAAAGUUAAGUCUUGGUGCACUUUCUCUACUUCUGAGAGAAGCUCAGUUUAUCAAGAGAAAAAAAAAGGAAAACCAAUAAAUUAGACAUGUUUACAAUUAAUCGAGUAUAUGCUCUAAAGGUCCUUACACACCACGGCUGACACAAAUAUAGAAUGUGAAAUCAUGAAAUAUUCAGAGGCGAAUUUUGACGCACCUGACUAUGCACAUCAAGCCCGAUGCGAUUUUGCGACUUUUCGGGGAAGAAAAGACGCAUCCGGGAGAAGACUUUUCCAGGGGGAAAGUCCCGCCUCUUUCGCCUCUGAUUGGCUAGAAAAGCUGGAAACAUCAUCACACACUCAAGCCAAAUGGUCAGCACUUAUAGCCAAUCAGCAGCGAAGGAGGGCGGGACCUUCCCUUAACAACCAGCGUCCUGGAUGGAAACGAGAAGACAAAAAUGGAGUCUACUUCAACUUCAAGUGAUGGCGUAUUGGUACUCCUUUUGCUUUCUCAAAAGAAAAAGAAACAUCGCACAAACACGACGUCGCAACAACACGCAAUCUGAUUGUUCAGAAGUGGACACACAGUAUGUGAAACUUUAGAAAAAUUGACAGUGAUCUGUAAAAAUAAAUGCUGCAAUAUCGCGGGACGGGAAAACGUCGCUGAUGUGAACGCUUGUAUUGACAGGACACAGGUUCGAAAAUUAUAUUGACGUCUGAAAUAAUCGCACGACCAAAACGGUCCCGGUGUGAAAGGACCUUAACACUUCUCAAAGGAAAGCUGAUUUGAAUGAUGGUUCUUCUCUUGGCAGGUGAUUGCCAACAGCCUUCACUAAAGGUAUUGACCCAUAUAUAGUACUUUGGUGACGGACUCUAGCCCACCAUGUCCAUACAAAGCCCUCAAACCGAUGUAUGGUGAUUUCUUGAGCUAGCAAAGUGGUACACCAGUAUCUUUGCACACUUUCAACAUCAGUGCCUUCUAAACUCGGCCUACUUCCACCUGACAUCGUGCACAUGCUAAUUAACCUUUCUUAGACCAUAUGACCGCAUAUCAGCAUGUUAAGCAAUCUAUGUGCCUCUGUGCGUUCUGUAACCAUGCCAAACUGCCAGUUACAUGCAUGAUUGAGCCGUGGAAAAUAAAGUUAUACGUAGAGAAAGGCUGAUUAACUGGCCAGGCUACUGCUGAUUAUUUUCAAAUAAUCUGCAUCACCCUCACUUAAGAGGCUGAUUAAUACGAUAAACAAAUGUCUGUGGACAUCAGUGUGGUUACUGUUGAGCAAUGUUAACAUCCCACUACAUAAGCUUGGCUCAGAUAGCCUUGUGCAUUAGAGUACUAAUGCGCAUAGAGUAAAAUAUUAUUUUGAAGUUGUUGCAUUUUAUCAAAUGCAAAUAAGAAUAUAACAGUUUGGAUUUGGCAUACAUAUUUGGUCAACCUGAUCUGUAAUUUUCUGUUUGGCUGUUGACAAAAUGAACUUUGUUCUCCUCUAAUUAUAGAGGUUUGGGAGUUCAGAUAGCACCACAACCUACUCUGCUUCAACUAAUGUCACAAAACCACCACAACCGUAAACCUCCACAUAAAUGUCAAAGCUCUCUCAGCUUGUUUAUGGUCAUGAAAUCUAGGACACCAAACCUUAUCUUUCUACAUGAAUCAUGACUCUGAACAUUGCCCUGCAAUAAAACCGAGUUUAUGGUGGGUUAAGCGACAGGUAAAUCUCAGUCUGUACACUGAGAGUGAAAGUAAAAGCAGGUACAGUACACCUGUGUGAGCAGACUGUUUUAAGUCUGUCAGCGAGAUAAGAUAAUGAAGAUAAGAGAUAAGAAAAUCAACAAAAACUACGGAUAAAAUAGAGUACACACCAAAACAACCACCACUCUCUAGACUAACUAUCCAGACUAACCCACCAAAUGGAAACUCUACCGGUGUUUGGCACUUGGCGGCUGUUACUCUGUUAGCCUGUACUCAGUGAUGGAAUUUAUUUGAUGAAAUUGUUCCACAGCUGACAGACUUUGGAAAAUGCUGAAAAAAGUAAAUUCAGCUUUACAGAGCUUCUUCUUUAUUACUGCUCUGCAGCUGUUCUGUCUGCUAAAGAUGUAUUCUUUGCUGUCCUUAUUUAACAGAAAGUGUUUUUUAUAUAUGGUGUUGAAACAGGUGUGCCAAGUAUAACAACAUUCAGCUGUGAACUUAGACACUACUGAUCAUAAACUGAACCUGACCUGCUGAACUCCCUGUAAGUCCAGGGUUUAAAUCAGAGGACCCUGAGUUAAGUUGCUUUAGUGAAUUAAUUUGUUCUUUAUUUAUUGUUUAUUGUUUCUUUGGAUUCCCAUUAGCUGUUGUCAAGACAAAGGUAGUCGAAAUAACUGCUGUAUAACACGAGCUUAAUCAUAAACUUUUCUUUGGGGCUGUACUUAACAAUACCUUUUUAUUUAUUUAUUCAUUUAUUUUACAAUUCAUUUAUUAUUGUGGUACAAAUAUUCACACAGAGUUAGCUUUAAAAAACCUGUUCAGAGAGGGUUGUUGAGUUAAUGUUUGACUGUUUUGAUACUUCCAUUGAUAUCUAAAUUGUAGGUCCUUAAAUUACUUUACAGCGCUCUUUAGAAACGCUGCAAGUUUCUAAAACUUCUCAAAAACUGAUGAGAAACACCUGAAUAUUUGUUGUCAUGUGUGUUUAUUUUGUGGCUGUACACACUGUCCUUUAACUUUUAACAAAACUGUGUAAAAAGAGUAAAAAAAAAACACGUGUUGAAGGUUUUGAAUCAAAAAAUCCCAGAAAAUGAGUCCAAAUAAGAUCGAACCCUCAGAAUGAUUUUCAGUGACUCAUCUCAGGAGCUCACAUGUUCACUGAAGGGUCCGUCAUAGUUAAGUCAUUCUGUGGUGUGUGUGUGUUUGAGUGUGUGUGUAAUUUCGAUGGUGUCUGUGUGUGUGUUUCUGUUUGUGAGUGUUGUGUUGAAUUUCGGCGCUCUUGCCAGUUGUGGUGUUGAUCUGGUUGCUAGGCAGCAGCUGGCCUCAGCUCUGGAAUUAACCUCAGUGAGAGACGGUGAGGAGGAGAAAGGAGGGUGAGGAGGGCCAGCUGAGCCCAAGCUAAUGUUAGCCGGGUUAAUGAAUACACCGCUCCCGUCUUCACUUUCUGUUUGAAUUUACUGAUUCACAGGGUUUAUGAAAAAAGAAACAUUUCAACUUAACAUCUUGAAUCUUCAGUGACAUCCUAUUUUAUGAAGCUAUUCAGACUGAACCAUGUUUUAGUCAUUUUUCAGUCCUAUUUUUUUUUGUAAUCACUAUCAAAGGGCUCACUUAAAAGUUCUAGAUCUGUUUUUACACUGUCAAAAAGUGACCACAAAGCAUAUGAGUGGCAGAUUCAGUAGAAAAAUAGAAAAUAUUAAAUAUAAAGGUGGCUUUUCAUUAUUGGAAGAGUGUAAAAAGUGUGAAUAAUUUUGUAGAUACUUUCUAUAAAUGUGAAACAAUCCUUUAUAUUCCCCCGGAUCCCUUUUCUAAACCUAUUUUAUGUCAUGAAAAAUUGUAUAUUUUUUUUUGCGAUGUGUUGUUUUCCUCAUUCUGUUGUUUCAUUUUUAUCCUGGGACCUACAAAGUAAACACAUUAGGAGGUCUGAGGUUCUGAGUGACAGCGGUGAAACAACCAAGCUGGAUUUUUCUUCCCUCUGUCAAAAAAGGCUGAUGUGGUUUUUUUUUUCCAUGGAAGGUUUGUUUAACUUCUGCUGAAGCUUGUUCCUGCGCCCCUGCUCAGGUUUAUGCUAACCCUGGUUAUAUUUAGGAUUUCUCUGUCCUGGACUAAACAAAGGGCUGAGGAAGGCUGAUGUAAAUGUAACGCACAGAGGAACAAUAUGCUCCCUGACAAAGUCCCACAGUGCAGUGUGUUCAGGGUUUCCCCCAGGAAACUGAGCUGCAGUGGAGGUUGGAUGAAUACAUCCCAAAACAUCCACUCCAAUUAUUUGAACUGUGGAGUUCUCAGACUCCUUUUCUUUAGCAGGAAAACUUUGUUUUCAGCUCUAAGACAAAAUACAAAACACUCCUACCACAAGAAUAAGUUCUUCUGACUUUGAACAAAGGUAACCAAAAGGUAACCUCCACAUGAAGGACGUAGCAGUACUUCGUAUUCAGUGCGUUUUCAUACACACUUAAAAUUGAGUCACAGCCAUAGCUUGAUCAGGUGAUUUAACUGGAUUAUAGUUCUUGUCCAUGCACUUGGCAAGAAUCAAAUUAUUGACAGAAGCAUGUUCGCCUCUGCUACAGUAGGUGGACAUUCCCCUUCUCAGAUUACUAUCAGGCUGUCUCCAGGUUGACGUGUAUCAAAAUAGCCAGCAAAAGAUGGAGGCAAGAGGCUAAUGGGAUGUGACUUUCAUAGCUUUAUGCCGCUUGUUUGGAAUGUUUUGUCUUUCUAACGUGUUUUCCUCAACAUUGGAGGUUUUGUUAAGCAUAUUUGACCACCGGCUCGGAGCCCUCCAUGCAGACUCUGGUGUAGACUGCUUAGGCCAGUUUCAGUUUGACUGAGUCAGAGAAAAUCGAUCUCUAACCACAUUAUCCAGGUAUGUUAGUCUGGCUGUCAGAGGUUUGAUUUCAGCUGAUAGGGCUGCACCAUUUUUGCCAAAAAUAAAUUCCACAUUUUUUUUAAAAAACAGGGUUUCCCCUUCAUGCAAGUGAUCGUGGCGCACCGCCACACCUAAAAAAAAUAAAAAAAUUAUCUCACAUAGUUCUACCUCGGACUCGUAUGUAUCAGCAGUAUUUCCCCUACAUUCAUUCAGCAGCGGCGCACCGCUGAAGGAUUCUACACGCACUGUGUGAGCACAACGACACACAACGCAUCAAUUCCUGUCGGACCCUCUUCUAUCGACGUGAAAGAUACGACAAAAAGCUUUUUUUUACUCCUGAAUUUGUUUCCAUGUGGUUGGGUUGAUACCGCCUUCAGACAGACCUUGCUGCAGGAAGUGGUUUGCGCCUCGUCCAAAACUGCGAAGCCGUACCAAUUCCACACGACUGACUCGUUCUUGCCCUAUUUCGCCACAAAAUUAUCACCUUUUUUGCAAACACCAUGUUUGUUUACACUGGUGUGUGUGGGAACUGGGGUGCUCUCUCACACAAAGGGGGAGCCUGCGGUGGCUUGGAGGUGCAAGACAUGAUAGAGAGGAAAAUCAGGUGAUAAUUUAAAUUUUUUUCAACAUCGUCAUAAUUAAUUAAUCCGAUUACGAUUUAAAAUCGAUUGAUCAUGCAGCCCUAUCAGCUGGAUUAAUGUUUUGCAGACGCCAUUUUUCUGUUUUACAUAGAAGAAUCACACCCUGGAUAAAGUAGUGGACAGUCUCUCUCUCUCUCUCUCUCUCUCUCUUUGUCCAUGUAGAGUCGGUCUUCACACCUGUCAGGUAGGCGACAAGGGGUAGAGAUAACAGACUUAAUGUCUCCACAGGAGGCGCUACCGUACAACAUUCUGGCAACAUUCUUCUUCUAGCUGUUUUUAGUCAGGUGGGAUGAACAUCUGUACCCUUUUCAAAAUAAAAACAUAAUCAAAACCAGGAAGUACAGUUACCUAGGCAUACGGUUGUACACACUCCUGUAUUGAAAGUAUCACAUAUAGCAGCAAUUUAUUCUCUAAAACCGGAUAAAAAGUCAAGUUUCUAAUCAUGAGCCCAGCAUCCGGAAUAAUAAUAAUAAUAUUCUUGAGUCAUGUCUGUAUUACAUCCUUACUCUUAACUCUGCUCCUCUACAAGUGCCUCACUUACAAGAGCUAAACAAAGCCGGAGGGUACUUUAGGCAUGUGUUUAUGUUUGGUGUUAAGGCUGAAUGAUACAUGGUUUCAGCAUCAGAGAGAGGCCAGGCUGCUGUCGCAGUGAAGAGCAAACAGUGCGACAUUAAAACAAACACAUCAGUUCAUUAGAUGAGUUGAAUUGUAUGCCGUCCAGCCUGACCCCAGUUAGCAGGUCAUUAAACUCAUUGGCCUUAAGUAGCAGGAAAGUUCAUCCAAACAGAAUCCAGUGGGGGCAACUCAGCUGAGGAAGUUUGGAAAAAAAAAAUUAAAUAUUGAUAUUCAGCUUCAUGUUCUUACUGUUCAUUUGACUGCUUCCAUUCAGCACCAUCACUCAUGAUCCAUUGGAAAUGUAUUAAAGUUCAUUUCAAAAUAAAAGCAGGUUUUUGCAACUGAAGUAAUGAAGCAACCUAACAGCAAAACUAUUAAAAAUUGUGAAAAUAAAAGCAACACAACACUAAUUAUGAUUUAUUUUUCUUUUCUAAAUGUUAACACAAUCAUAAAUUUUGGGGGAUUUUAAGAGAAAGUGUUAAAAACAUGCAUACAGCAUGAUACAGCAUGACUUUGAACAUCAUUUGAAGCAGACGAUGACAUGUAGGUAAAGUUAUUGGGCCUAGUAGUGAUGUUUACAGAACUCACAUGUCACUCCACCAUUGGACUUAACAAAAAACAAAAUACUACAGUAAUAAUCACUUUACUUUCAGUCUGAUUACUCAUCUGUUGAGAUGGUGCAAACACAGCACUGAGAGUGUCCUGCAGCCACAGUGUUUUCGAUGGUUGAGAACAUGAUUUAAAACUUGGACAAGUCACACUCAAAGAUAAGAUAAGAACGUUAUUUUUUCCUUGAGGGGAAAUUUGGCGAUUCAUCAAAAUGAAAUGCACUGACUGACCUGUGUGUGUGUUUGUGUGUGUGUGUCUGUCGCAGCUUGCAGGAGGUGUCAUCCUGGGUGUGGCCCUAUGGCUGAGACACGACCCCAAGACCAGCAACCUGCUGGACCAGCAGUUUGAUGGAGCCCAACCCCCCAGCACCUUCUACAUCAGUGAGUACACCACAGUUCGGUGGGACACCUGUUUUGGUCUGUCUCCACCCUCUCUGUCUCUGUCUCCGUCUUGACUCUGUUUCCGUCUCUAAUUUGAACCCAAAAAGUCCGGACUCUGUGUUUGCCUUCUCAGUUUGAUUAAGAGGGAUAUGAGCAAGUACAGAGGAUGCUGAAAUAUUGACGUCUGUCUUCCUGCGGUGUGAUGCGGUCUCAGUAAUGACUCACAGUUAACAAUGAAUGGACAGUAAGUGCAUGUCUUCAGUGGAUGAGUUGCAGGGCUGUUGAAGUAGCUGACAGUAAUAUUUAUUAUUGAUAAGGGAAAGAGGUGACUUUGAAAGACGUCUUUAAUAGUUAAUUUAUCGUAGCAUCAUGAUAGAACUGAAGACCGUAGUCUUUGUUUCCUUUUCAGAUUUAUCUUGACAGACUGGAGGUUUGUUUAACUCACAAUAUCUGCAGAGGAACGUCUGCCAUCUACCAUUAGCUCUCUAAAGAGAAGCAUGGGUUGUUCAAACUCAAUAACCUAAAAGAUAAGACUGCUAACGUAUUUAUAUCUUAGUGGUUGAUAAAAGUAUUCAGAAGCAUGGGCUGCAAACACUGACGCAUUUUCACUUCAGUGAGCCAUCGUUAUCAGGAGAGAGGUCCAAUGAUGAAAUACUGACUCCAUUUUGCAAUCAAUCUACAAACUGGCAAAGAGGAGGAGCUAAUGCCUCCUGGCUAACAGCUGCAACCCUAUUCAGCCUGUCAGCUCUUUCUACACCUCUUAUAUUUAAUUGUAUACAUGAUUAUCAGCCCAAGAAGAUCAAAUGAAUGGAUGAUGUAAAGAUUCACAUCUGUAAAGUUGUCAAGCAUAGAGAAAUGAGCUGAAGAGACCAAAACAGAGAAAAUUUUUAGACUGGCUUUUACGUGGAUGGAGCUGAAACUCUAGUGGACUAAACUUCCACGUUGACCUCAUUUUUUCACUCUAUAGGUUGCCAACAGGUGGAAAUAACUGAGGAAACUGAAAGUUUUUUGAUUAGAAUUUGCUCAGUUCAAAUACAAACCCUCUUUUUGAACUAUUUAAUGUUGAAGAAUAAGGGCGCUUAGCUUACUUUGUUAAAGAUACACCCAUAGAGCUGAUUCUUUAAAGUUCUCAAGCUGUAUUGUUUUUAAAGUCUGUCCUAUUUUAUUGGAUUUUUACUCAAAGGUAGGUAAAAUGACUUUUACAUACUUUGUGUAAAAAAGGGCUGGAAGAAUAUAUCCACAUUGAUGAUAAAUGUUGUAAAAAAAGGAUAAUCCUGAAAAUCUAAUGCUGAAAAUAAUCCGAUGGUAACACCGUAACUAACACCUUAGUGGUCAUUUAUGGUGGUUGCCACGUAGGGGAGAGUGGGGUAAGUUGAGCCACCCCCUGUUGCUUGGAAAUGGUAAAAGAAAUUGAUCAUGUGACCAAAUAUUUAGGAAAUGGGCAUCAAUUCAUGGAGUCUGUGAAGGUUAGAAGUACAUGGGUGAAGGGGUUUGACAUUUAUUUAAAAAAAAAAACAUUUUUCACUCUUGAAAGUGAAUUCAGUCUAUCAUAAGUUUUAAUAGAAUUGUGUUCAGACCAAAAAAGAUCAUUUUAAAUUUGUUAAGCAUUAAUUGUGGUACCUAUGAGCUACAACAUGAGGUCAAAAACCUAGCAUAAAAGUCCACCAUUUUAGCUUAGAGGACUAAUAAAGUCAUCAUAGUAGUUCUGGGGUAAGUUGAGUCAGUGGCUCAUGAGAUGAUGAGGCUGAUAAGAGGAUCAGAGUUUCAGUUCAGAUUGUUGAAAAGUGUUACUUUUUCUUUUCAAAAUUACAGCUGUGAAUGUUCUGAAUCACUCUGAUGAGAAAUCAGAGAUUCUCAUGUUAAAAUGGCUUUUGACAAAACAGCUUUUUAGCAGUUAUGUGCAAUAAUAAUAAAAAGAAUCAUUGUACCAGUUGAAUAGUGUAUAAUAGCAAAAAAUACACAUGAAUGUGAAGAAGUGACUGUUAUUUAGGGAGAGAGAAGGUGAGGCAGGGCUGGGGUGGAUAUAGAGAUAUGGCUCAACUUACUCCAUACACGGGGUAAGUUGACCAUAGGAGACCACUCUUUUUGGCAUGCUAGAUUAUCAAGACAGUUAUGUUUACACUCAUUCUGGUUUGCAGGGAUGCACAACAUCUUGAAAUCUAUGCAGAUACACUAGUUAGAGACAAAACUAUGACAAAGAAUAAUCAUACUGCUAGCGAGCUAGCUGUAGCAGCUUUCUAAAUGAUGAUCAGAUACUUUUAAGGCUGAUUCAUAUGAACCAGUCUGUUGACAGUAAGUGAUUUGGCUUCUAUCACAGAGCCGAUGAGGUGAAUAAACAAAACGUCACGUGUCUGUCCACUCUUGUUCUCUUUCCUCUAUUUGACUGACUCACUGACGGCGCAGUUUUAAUCUAAGGCUUUGUGAACACUGCAAUAAUAUCAUUACUGUAAGUGUUUUUGGCUGAGACACCUGUGAGGCUGAAAUGUGAUAUUGCGACAGGCCUAACAGUAAUGUUGUCAAAUAUUUAGGAUAACAAACUGAGCCUGUCUGUGACAAAAACAAGAACUUGUAGUGGACCGAAGAUCACGUUGCAGCCUGUUUACUGGCCGGUGCUGGUUAAAGUAAUCCACUGAAGGAGCUCUAAAACAGUCAAAGUAGUUAGAAAUACCAGAAUUCCUUUUUAUGUGUUACAUAAACAUGCUGUAAAGUACAGGUGGUACCAAGCGGAGACCCCCUCCCCUCUCUCUGACCUGACCCCAACGUAAAAGUAUUAAAGUGGUGCGAAGCGGGGCGACUCCCAGUUGGCAGCUUCUUACGACCAGGCCUCAAAGAUGACACAUGGCCCAUCAUGUGACUCAACAUCAACGCAAAGUUAUCCGCUGUCACCUCUCCAAACAGCCCUGUCACGGCUGAGUCACCCACCCGAGAGGAAGAGGAGCCACGGAGAGGGGGGGAAGGAGAAGAAAAUGCAGGAUAAGAGACAGAGAGGGAGAGAAGGAGUGCUGGAGCUCCUCAGAGGCAGCAUAUCUGCGGUCGUACAGCCUUUCUCCUGAGCUGCCUCCGUGAUUGCAUCCUCCCGUUACAUAAACCUCCCCCAUUCCAGCAGGGAGAAAAAGCCUCGUCGGUUUAGGAAAAAAUUCCUCACUGACCAUCCCUCCUCCUCCUCCUCCUCCUCCUCCUCCUCCUUCUCCUCCUCGUGCUCAGCGGCCCCACCCCUCCUCCUCCCUCCUUGUGAAAGUUUCCCUCUCCUUCUCUGCACUCUUUCUUUCCACUCUCCCUCCCCCUCAACUUCCCCAUCUGGUUGUGGUUAGUGUUCCCGUCGCGCUGUCUCACUCACCCAUUUUUUUUCUCCAGCCCUCCCUUCUUCCCUCCCUCCCUCCACUCCUUUCCUUUUUUCCCCUCCUCCUUCCAGGAACUUUUCAACCUCUACAUCUGCUCCUUUCUCUCACCCGUGGACCAGCUCACAGUUACAACUACGCAUCAUGCCACAGGUUUAAAAAGCAGCAGGUUCGUCCUUUAAUAGAGACACAACUGUUUCUGCUGAAAAACUUGUAAAGAUUCUAGAGACUGAAGCGGAUGUUUAGCUGGCAGUGGGCGCUACUUUCCUGUGAAAUGUAGUGACGUUUCAAAAACCCACAUGUUCAACUACUACGCACAUCUUGUUUUUCGUGUUCGUCAUGUUGCCAUGCAGUGAGAGUUGAACCAUCGGUUCCUUCCCUCUUUGUGAAACCACCACAGCUUUUGAGGCAGAGUCAGUCUGUUGACAGGACAGUGUUUUAAUUGAGAGGGCACUAUGAGUCAGCUUCUGUAGAAAACAGAACAAACCAGACCUCAGGCCCUUUUUUUAAACUGAAUAAAGGAUGUUUGGGUGUUUUCUCCAAUGCAGAACAAGCUAAGGGGAAAACUUAAGGUCAUGACAUGUUGAGGUUUUACAUUUGUUUCCCUUCAUCAGUGUGUUACAUCAGACGAUGAUCUUUACCCAACAGCCAUGUCCUGACGUCUCUGAAAACGAUGAGGAAAGACGCUGAAACAUCCAACAGGUUUUCACCUUUGAAAACAGACCUCACAGUGGUUGCAAGAGACCUGUUAUCGUGAAAUGUAAGAGCUGUAAUAAGCAGAGCUUCCAGACUUGUUGUAAUAAAAAGCAAAGUCUUCGGCCUCCUAUGUGAAGCUCUUGAACAUUUGAUGAUAACAUCAUUUGGUCGUGUUACAGCAGUGUGAAACGUGUUGCAAAAGUAGCCACAAGGGUGCUGACCCUGACAAUCUGAUGGAGACUUUUUUUUUGUCUACUCUUGCAAAAUUUCUUCCAUCAUAACCACAAAAAUUGACACGGCUCAUUAAACAUUUACAAACCUUUAGACACCUCACAGUCUCUUUCACACGUACAAAAAGCCUCUGAAAAUGUCCCAUCUGUCUGGUUUAGUCGUGUGAAAACACAAGCAGCUGGAGUUUGAAUCAAGCGUUUUUGCUGCUGCCUCUUGUAAAUAGUCUGUAGAGAGGGGGUGAGUCAGUGAGUCAAGGUAAAGAUCAGAAACAUUAACUGAGACAGGCAAUUUGAUCAUGUUUUUAUUGAGCAGCGUUUCAAUGCUUUAACCCCAUCACAUGGCGUCAUUUGUUAGAGUGAUAUGGAUCAGUAGUUGUCUGUCCUAUGCAGUGGUCAUUUUGGCAGCUCAUUUAGAUUUCAUCUUAGUUCUAAACUGUGGACAAAAGGACCAUUAAGUCUAAAGGUCCUUACACACCAGGGCUGACGCGAAUAUAGAAUAUAGAACACGAACACGAACACUCGCUUCCACCCGGGCACGUCCCGGGUGGAAGCGAGAAGACUGACACAACAGCAGACUGACUGUUUUUAGUUCUGAUUAGACACUAGUGUUGAGAUGUCUGUCUGUCAUGAUAGCAUGUACUGAGUCGGGGCCAGUACCAGAUAAGCACAUUAAACUACAAUCCAUAAAUGUAAAGAAACAUCCAAGACCUAUCGGUGCUGUGACAGCAAUGCGAUUGAGUUUGAGACAGUGAAAAUACAUAUGGUAUGUUGUAUCUGAACAGGUUAGCUUACGAGCUAAAGUUACUUAGCACGGAUAAAAGUUAAAACAAAGACGUUUAGCAAACUGCGUACUCAUAUGAGAGAUCAGACGCUAUGACUCUCAACAAGUUGUCCUUCAGGUCGUUAUCUUUGUAAUGUUUGUGUCUUUUAUCAAAAAGCACUCUGUUCUCCAACACAUAAACAAUUAGCCAGUUGGCCAUGUUGGAUAUACUGGUGAAUCAGACGUCGCAACAACACGCAAUCUGAUUGGUUGGAAGUGGACACACAGUAUGAGAAACCUUUGAAAAAUCGACCGUGAUCUGAAAAAAUAAAUGCCGCAAUAUCGCAGAACGGGAAAACUUCGCUGAUGUGAACGCUUGUAUUGACAGGAUAUGGGUUCGAAAAAAAAUAUUGACGUCAGAAAUAAUUGCACGACAAAAAUGAUCCCGGUGUGAAAAGACAUUAAGUCAUGUUUUAGUGUAGAUUUAACUGAUCACAACUUUGUGCAUUGGACGACAUGAGACGUGUAAAAUGUUCCUUACAGCAGGUCAAGAAAAAGACACUUUCUGAUCAAACUGACUUUAGACUAAAAAGUUGUGAACAUGCACAGUGUGUGUCUAUAAAGUAAAGAGCUAAAGAGCACCUUAAACACGCCAUGCCUGCAGCGACAGAGGUGCUGGAAAGACAGUUUACUUUCAAGCACAUUUUCAUUUUUCAUUAGUUAGAGUUGAUUCAAAUGACAUGUCAGUUUCAUUUGCUCCUGAACACAUUUUAGACUGAAAAUGAUAUAAACACUGUUUAGAAUUUAAAAUGUACUGACAGUACCCCUUUAAAUAAAUAAAAAAGAAUCCCUUUUAAGACGACGACCAGGAAGCAUUAGGAUAGAGCUGCACCAUCAAGUGGCUUCAGAAAAUAAAGAGGAGUAGGGCCUCAGGAAAAAAGAGGAAGUCAAAAUUCUGAGAUUUCAAUCAAAAUACAUACUGGACUUCUUUUCCUCCAGUGGCCCUAAUCUUCUUCCGUAAUAAUACGCAGAAAAACUGAUGUGAAACUAUUUCUAGAUAAAUUGAAACUGUUAUCCAAACAUCUAAGUCUUCAAAGUUUAAGGUUUAGCUUUUAAGAGUUUAUAAAUCUUUUAUUUGUGUUAGUAUAUCCAGAGUUUUCUGCUGGGCAGCAGGGUUUUUUUUAUUAGUUCAGCAACGCCAGAAAAAAAAUCACUGUUUUCUUUUUGUGUUUUCAAUGUAUGACACUUAGUUCAACACUUUUUUUUUGUGUAGUUUAAUAUCUUACAUGUUUUGAAUACUACAAAAUGAAAAUGCCAAAGGCAAAGGCAUAUAGGCACUGUCUUCAAAACCUGAUAUCUAAAGAUAAGUCUUGACACAUACAAAAACAGGUGUAGGUUUCCCCUCCAGCAGCAGGUGUUGCCUCGCCGAAGGAAUAUUCAGCAUUUUAAGAAGUCUGAGCCAAUUUACAGACAAGUUAAAGUGAAACUAACAUGACUGGUCGUGUUAGUUGGAAAGCCCCUCAGCUGCUGCCAACACAGAUCUGUUUCAGAGGCUGUAUGUGAGGGCUGAAUCUUAAAAUUGCAAACAAGAAAGAGAAAACAAGCACUUUGAGUUAAAAAUGGGUCAGGUCAUAGUGUUAGUUCAGGCAGGCCGCAAAAUCAAGCUCAGUCCGGCUCUAGCUCCGCCUUUUUACGCCGUGAUGCCUGCUCUGUUCUGAACCAGCGGUUCUUUGCUGCUGCUCUCCCUGCCUCAGGCUUUGGCAUUCAGCAUGGAAGGACAGGAAAUUCCAAGAACAGACUCAUCUUGACAAAUAUAACAGAAUUGUAUUUUUCCCCGAAGGAAAAUUCAAUACAUACAGCAUGCAGAUAUUAUUUUCUGAGCAAACUGAAAUUGAAAACACAGACAGUUUCUUUUUCAAGAUGUCAGUAUGUGAAUUCCCCUCUACACUGCCGGGAGGCUGUUUUUAACUCUCAUCAUGUCCACCACAUUUAUCCAGUGUCACGGGUGUUACUGGUCUUACAUAAGAGGAAUUUAUCCUUAAACAAAUAAUAGGAAUAUAAAAUCUAAAUCUAAAAAAGUAAUUGUAUUUGUUGUGAUUUUGAAAAUGUAAUCUACAAAAGAAAAACAAAAAAACGUAAAUUAUUAAUCAAACUUGCAUAGACUGGGCACACUGGUAGUGUUUGUUUAAAGUCAAUCCAGUUUAUGGGCUCCCUGCUGUUUAUAACAUCCACUUCAGGUAAUGGAUGUCAAAAGUAAUCGAUAACGUCAUAGCUCUAAACAUAUAAUCCAGAUGUGUUGUGCUGCAUCAAUAAAACAUCCGACUGUUGUUUAUUAAACAAUGAAGCCUUCCUCUGAGCAAUUUCCUCUUCCCUCUUAUAUUUUUAAUUUGGCCAUUUAAAAUCAUGAGAAACUCUGACUGCAGUCGUCUGUGGAUGCAGCUGAAAAGACAUUUAAGAGAGUGUGUCCACACCACGGGAUGAACUGUGAACUCAGACCGUUAUCUUGUUUCAGCAUCACAAUGAUCGUAAUCACUUGUACAAACAGUAGUCACAAUGCAGGACCGAUGAUGACGUCUAAAACUGUGAAACCCUCACACAUACUGUUGCUGCUGUUUUGCAGCUUGACACAGGAGCACAGCCUUCCUGUGUCUGAUCUGUAGAUAGGGUCCAUCUGCUAACACCGCAGAUAAUGUCUGCUGGAUGAUGGAGGUGUUGGGUUACAUGAAGCAGCUCCUCAGUAUAUGUUUUUAGCAGCACUGUGUCCUGUGGCUAGCUUCUUAAACAAACUGUUCCCAGAGCAGAUUUACAGUGUCUACAUCUGCAGCACACACAGCAUAUGAACAGACAGUACAACACAGGCUGACUCCGUACACAGUGUGUUGGUGUGAGAGGACCUGACAUCCUCAGUUUGUAGGUGCAAUCAGCUAUUGCAUUGUUCAGUUCCAGGUUAAUAACAUUGUGAUUAAAAGCUAUAUUUGAAUACCAUUGUGAAAAAAGCUAAAAACGACAUCACACACUCAAACCAAACAGUCGGCACUUAUAGCCAAUCAGAGGCAAAGCAGGGCGGGACCUUCCCUUAACCUACAGCGUCCCAGGUGGAAGCGAGAGGACAAAAGUGGAGUUUAUUUCAACUUCAAGUGAUGGCCAAUUGGUACUCCUUUUGCUUUCUCAAAAGAAAAAGAAACGUAGCACAUGGGUGCAUCCAAUAUCACAAAAAAAGAAGAGAACUUGGUGAGUUUCACUGCUUGGUUCAGGAGCUGAAACUGUACCACGGUCGCUUCAAAACCUAUUUUCAGAUGUCCGUUGGACAAUUUGAAGUUCUGCUGAAAUAAUUAGCUCCAAGUUGGAAGAGGCAGAGGACAAGACACUACACACUAGUGUUGAGAUGGCUUUCUGUCAUGAUAGCUGAGUUGAGGCCAGUACCAGAUAAGCACAUGAAUCUAUGGUUACAACUGUUAGCUUACGUUAGCACAGAUGAAAGUUAAAACAAAGACAUUUAGCAAACUGUUAAAGCUCACAAACUAUCAUCAUAUCAGAAAUCCGACGUUAUGACUCUCUACAAGUUGUCCUUCAGGUCGUUAUCUUUGUAAUGUGUGUAUAAACGAUCAUAAACAAUCAGCCGAUCAGCCAUGUUGGAUAUACCGGUGAAUCAGACGUCGCAACAACAGGCAAUCUGAUUGGUCAGAAGUGGACACACAGUAUGCGAAACUUCAGAAAAAUCGACCAUGAUCCAAAAAAAUAAAUGCCGCAAUAUCGCAGAACGAGAAAACGGUCCUGGUGUGAAAGGACCUUUAGUUAACAAAAUGUUCAAACAUCAUCAUCCUCACAAAUCGUCACCAGGUCAACUGAUCAGUCAAAAAAAAGAUCGAUAUUUUUAUCUCCUGUCGGCCUCGAACUGGCAGUCAAAUCUUAUGUCUGGGCUGUUGCACCUCCACCUGACUCCACUAGCCAGAGCUGCAGCUUGAUAACGGCCACUGCCAGAAUGCCAUAAUGCUCUACUACCUGGAUGUAAACAAGCACAGAUGGUAUCAUCGUAGCGCAGCAUGAUUUGACAGUAUUUCUCCUGUCGUGACAGAGCAGCCGAUGUUAGAUUUUCCUUUCAGUUUUUCACUAUUUCACUACUUCAUGACUCCUCUUGGUGGCGCUAAUGACAUUCAUUCUGCACUUACAUUUCAGGACAUUUUGAAAUCUCCUGGUAAUUACAUACAGGGAUGUGUUAGUGUAUGAGUGUCUUAACCAUGGAAUCCUUGUACCGUAAUUUUAUCGUUUUUGUGGGCCACAUAUCUGUUGUAGUAUCGUGAGUUAUCCUGCUAUCUCUCCCUUUAACCAUUUCCCAUAAUUACCUCUCAGUACAUUAUUGCAAAUGGCUGCAGCCAUUGUGAUCCAUCAGCUCCUCCUCAGAGCGUAUGAGAGGAUGAAGGAGGCCUGCAGAGUGGCAGACAGAGAGCAUAAUGGAAGAGGAUCCAUGAAAAGAUUAAAUCAAGAGAGACAGGAAGAGACAUUUAAGUAAAUGGAAUUAUUGAGAGCAUAAUUUGGAUUGCAUUAAAUAGAGAGAGCAGAGAGGGAGGAGAGAAAGAGAGAGAGGGAGGAGGAAGGGGGAGGGUGUCAAACUGGAGAGUCACAAUCUCAGAAAUGCAGGGAGCACUUGGUCUGUCUCCAAGAUAUCGAUUUAGAAAUUAGCCUCAGUGUGUGUGUGUGUGUGUGUGUGUGAGUGUUUGUAUGGGAGUGUGUAUGUAUAUGUGAGUUUGUGUGUAUGUGUGGCUCUGUGGGUAGAGUAGAGGCUGAGAGGAGGGAGAGAUGUAUGGGAGCGUGAUUGUUAGUGGUCUACAAUCGAGUUAUGGUUGAUCUGACAGGCAGGAGUGAUGAUGCAGAGGCUGAACACUCCCCGCCCCAAACCACGGCAACACACACACACACACACACACACACAGAUACAGACACAGGAUGACAUCACCUUUUGUGCUUCACUUUUAAAGUGAUUCUUCGGCUGACAUUUGCAACAAACGCAAAAUUUAGUGAUUGAGGGACACUGAAACGGUUCAAUAUUUAUUCAAACAAAGGACAUUCUUUUUCUAAGCUGGAGUUUUAGACAUUUUGAUAUUGGAAAAUGAUGCUGGUGUAAAAAUUGUUUCGCCUUGUGGUUUCACUGAGGAUGUUUCUUUCGUUUGUUUUGAGUUGGAAGUAAAUUGACAAAGCUGUAGGAGCUGGGAAUAAAUCAGCAUUUCAAUUUUGAAAACAAUUUUGGCCCAUGAUCAUAAAAAAAUAUGAUAAUGCAUCUUAUACUUUCCAUGAAGCACACCCUCCUACUCUUUCUUAAUGUGGUUUUAGGGAUUUAAAAGUUAAGUCGUUUUAAGUUGCAUUAAAACAUGUGAUGCAUCAUUGGUAUAUCACUAUUUACACCGGCCCAGACGUUGCUUUUCAUUUUCUCUGUCUAUUGAACCAUGCACAUCUGGGUUGGUAAAACUGUUUACAGGAUACUCUUGAAAAUUCUGCUGAAUAAAAACAAAGCUCCUUACACAUGUACAGGUAUUUUUAGACAGUGUACAGACAGCUUGUCCAUGAAAAUCUCCCCUGCUCGGUCAUUCACUCAUUUUCCAUAAGGACUCACAGGAGACACCAUAUGACACUAAAGGACACUGGUUUUUACAAGAUACCCAAGAUUGCAUCUGAAGCAGAGUCUGAGUCUAGAGCAUAACAGUGUGAUUGGUAAACAUUGGCCCUUUGGACAAUCAUUGGUACAUCAGUCAGCAAUAUUCUGUCUGAUAAUCUCUGCAGCUGAUUUUUAUGUAAAUCACAUACAUGUGUAUUUGUAAAGCAAUAACGCCUUACAGCUGACUCAGAGAAGUCAAGUCCCCUGCUAAACAAGCGGGUUGACUGAAAUGAUCAAGCAUAAAAGAAAAUGUUGGCAAUGUGGGAUUAUUACACAGUCUCUCAGAAAGAUCAGUGGCAUGCAGAGACUAGCAACAAUUUAAGUGCAUCAAAUCUUAUAGCUUAAUCAAAAAUCAGACACAAAAUACAUCAAAAGAAGUCAUGCAAAACGAUGCCAGAUGGUGGCGGCAGCCUAUUUGAAAGCCUUCAAAAAGAGUGUAGAGCUGUGAAAUUUGAAAGAGGGAAAAUUUAGAGUAGGGUAAAGUAGACUGUACAUUACUGUACAUGUAAACAUGCAAACCACACUGUCACCCAAACACCAGCUGGAGCUCAAAGCGGAUGCUAAGUUAUGCAGCGUAUACUUCCUUUAUCAGCAGCACCUCACCCUGCAGGCCCCAAAACUAGAUCUGACAAAACUGUAGACUUGUAGUAUCCACACCUGCAGCAGACACACGGAAGAGUUGUCUGAGCCACCGUGGUCUUUACCUCUCCUAUCAGGGGGCUGGACCCAGCAGGAAUAGGCUGACAGACCCACAAAAAAAGUGUAAUUGAAUUAAAAACAGACUGUAUCCAACGGAUUAAAGUUUGUCUUUAUUCACAUUAAAGUAUUUAUGAUGGGGAAAAAAGUAAAAUCAGUUUAAUUUAAUACUUUUCAGUUCCAGUCUGUCUGUGACCAAUAGGGAUGGGCGAUAUGGGCUAAAAAAAUUUAUCACGAUAAGAUUUGCCAUUCUGCCGAUAACGAUAAAAGUCUCGAUAGAAAAUAUUAUAAUUCCUAUCUUUGUUUUUGACUCAUUCUGUCUUGAGGACACCAGUUGGCAGCGUCAGAUAAGAUAUUUAUCUACAAGUUUAAGUGGUGGGUUAUAGAGAAAACUAGUAAAAUGUGUAAACACUUCCAACAUUUAUUGAAAACUCUUAUUGCACAGAGUGAACAGCAGCAGCAGAUCAUCUGUCUGAUGUCAGGCAUACCUGAUUGCACUCAUCUAAACCCCAAUCUUCAAGGAAAUCCUUCAUGUUGAGCCUCAUUUAGCAACAAGCUCCUCAGAGACGUCUUCUUCACCACCUUCGGCCAUGUUUGUUUGUUAUCCUGCUGUAUGUGGGCUACUGCUACGAGACCGUUGCGCACGCUUACGUCAUCAACUUGCAUUUAUCGCGUUUAUCAUGAGAAGGCCAAUAUUUAUCAUGGAGGAAUUUUCUGAAGACAAUUGUGAAUGAUGAUUUAUCGCCCAUCCCUAGUGACCAAUAUUGCAUUCAAAAUUAUUGGUGACUGAUUGCUGCUUAUGGUAGUUUUAUGAGGUGUAUUGUUUAGAGCUGCUGCACACCUCUGCGUAUUCCUCACACUAACAUGCACUAUAACCUGACUUACAUGCAUUACAUACAUUCUUUUAAGUUGCUUUUUCUCGCCUCGUACUAAAAAUGGACCAUUUUAUCUGCAGUUGUAUUUUAAAGCAUUGUUAUCAACUCCACUUCAUAUUGCUUGUAAAAGGCUUAAAGUCCUGGAAAGUCAGAGUGUAGAGUGGGAGCCCUGACCGGUGUUACACACUCUCAUUCACACCUACGUGCAAUUUGGAGUCUCCAAUUAGCCUAAUGAUCUUGUUUUUGCAUGGAGGGGAGAAACAGGAGUACUUAGAAAGAGCACAUGUAUGCACAUGAGAACAUGAGAAGUCCAUAGAAAAAGGCUCCACCCGUGCGAGGAUCAAACCAGGGGCUGUCUUGUGUGAGAACGCACCACUCUGCGGCCUGUAAACAGCAACGACUCCAGCGAUGAUUUUAGUUGAAUUUAAGAUUGAGACUUGGAGUCGUCCUGUGCUGUCCCGUCACCCCCACAGCUAGGCUGACCCCGAAACUCCUGACCUGUGACCUCAGCUUUAAUGAGCCUGUUUUUCACUUCCUUUUCUCAGCUGUUGGACCAAACAGCUGGACUGUGAAACACACCCACACACACACCUGCCUGACACUCCGAUGGCUGUAAAUAGAAUACAGAAAUGAGGAAAGAGGAAAAUUCACUCACUGCUGCCGUCCCUCUGUCCUUCAUGCUGUCAAACAUUAACAUGUGUGUGUAUGUGUGUGUGUGUGUGUGUGUGUGUUUGUGAGGACCCAAAAACAGAGCAGGGACUGUUCGGUGUGAUGAAUUAUGGAGCAGGCGCUUUGUGUUAGAAACCACCAAACAGCUUCCUGUGAACAUAUCUGAAACAUGACUCACUUUAUUCUGCUGACAUCAAAACAACACUGCAUCCUCUGCUGGCCAGCAGGUGGUACUGCAGGUGUGUGUGUGUAUCUACAUGUGGUGAAGGGCAGCUGUUAAACCACAGUUGUUUAAAAGCUUUUAGUGGUUUCUCUUCCUGUAUGAGUCGUUCACACUGACAGGUGCUUCACUUCUGCCAUUUCUCUUUUAUUGAUACCUGUUAAGGUGCAUUUGCUGCCAGAAGUUAAUCAAUACUUUCUGUCUGUCCAGGUGUCCACAUCCUGAUCGCUGUGGGCGCAGUGAUGAUGGUGGUUGGAUUUCUCGGGUGUUAUGGCGCCAUCCAGGAGUCCCAGUGUCUUCUGGGAACUGUGAGUAAACGUCACAUUAAAUGCUCCCAGUAGAGUGUUAGACCCCUCCUUUUCUGCAUGAGCCUCUAAGCAGGGAGUUUAUCAAUAGUCCAUCAUGUUCUGCUGAUCAGCACAUGGCUGUAAUGUCUGAAUUCAGUCAAUAUGGGUGUAAACAGUUAGAAUUAGAGAUGGGAAUUGAAAAGAUUUUAUCGACGUUGAUGUCAUUAUGGAUUCUGCUUAUUGAUCCAAGUGUUUAUCGAUUCCUGUGUGGAGAAAAAAUAGGCCUAUUCAGCUGUUUUGUGUUAAAACUGCAGAUCUGGGUUCAGCGCAACUUUCACCUAAAUACCCAAAUAAGAACAUUUUUGCACAGUAUUCUUUCAUGUUUAGGUUUUAAAUUAAAAAACAAUCUGUUGUGAAGCCAGGCCUGCAUGCUUGUGAUCAUGUUAAAGGGAUAUUCCGGGGUAAAAUUAAUUUAGGGUCAAACACACCGUAACACUGAUUUAAACACCCCCUCGAGAAAUGAAUGUUACCGGCCACUUGCUUCUCUAGUUAUACCAACUUUUGUAACGACCGCAGGAUCGCAAUACACAGCGGUCUGAGGAGCCAUAAACAAACCUCAAUCAAAAAGCCACUCUAUAGUCACAAAUAAUGCUCAGAACAGCACCUAACUUCAUCAACAGUACAUAUAGGGUCCCAGCCAUAGUACUAGCCAUCAAACAUCUUUUUAGCUUUGCCUGAUUUCUUAAGCAAAGACACUAAACACAACUCACCUACUCUCCUCCAGCAGCCACUUGUUUGCAGUGAGACCUCAGUCCAGUCGAUUACGGACUGCUGCGGGGUGACGCAGCUCAAGGAAGAACAUUAAUGAUCAUUUCUACAUGGAAAUGCAAUCAGACUGAGACGCUAAAGCAGAAGAACUACUGUGUCUGCAGUGCAAAAUAAUAAAUAUGGUGAUUAUUACUUUAAGGAAAUGGUAAAGGAAUGAUCAUAAAUGUUCUUCCUUGAGCUGUGUCACCCCACAGCAGUCCGUAAUCAACUGGACUGAGGUCUCUCUGCAAACAAGCGGCUGCUGGAAGAGAGUAGGUGAGUUGUGUUUAGUCUCUUUGAUAAAGAAAUUAGGCAAAGCUAACAAAUAGUGAUGUUUUGUUGAGGUUUGUCUAUGGCUCCUCAGACUGCUGUGUAUUGCGAUCCUGCGGUCGUUACAAAAGUUGGUAUAACUAGAGAAGCAAGCGGUCGGCAGCAUUAAUCUCUUGAGGGGGUGUCUAACUCGGUGUUAUGGUGUGUUUGACCCUAAAUUAAUUUUACGCCGGAAUAUCCCUUUAAUGUAGCACAAACCUUUACCACUCUGUGGACAUAGAGCCUCAAACACACAGUACUUUUGAUAUUUAAUGCUGGGCUAGGUGGCCAAAAGUUUAAGCAUGUUGCUUGUUUUUCCACCUUUACUUGAUGCCACACAGUCAGAUAUUGCAUUUUGAGUUAUAAGCAUUAAUUCAUGUAAAAUUAAGGAACUGGUUCGCAUUAGGAACUGGUUUUUCGAUUUCCAUCCCUGUCUGGGGGAUUAUCUGACACUAUUAAAAACUAACAUUUAAGGAGUUUCUGUGAAUCCUAAAACAAUGUGAGGCCUUGUGUCUCUUCAGGUUAUGAAUCAAUGAAUUAUUUAUACUUUCUAUUUGUUAAAGUGUUUUCAUUAAGGUCAGUUAUUUUGUUUAUUAGUUAAAUUCUGAAAGUAAUGUGUUGUGCUGCCUUUUCUCAAUUUGACUGAUUGAGUUGUUUAAUUUUCAAGUUUCCUGAAAAUAUUUCAAUAUCGUUGUUGUAGUAUUUCAUAGCCACAAUAAGCGUAGGGUGAAAAUCUGAUGUCCUGACAACCCUCAGCAAGUAUUUUAUACACAAUCAGAUUCAGAAUCAUUUUCCGAUCAUCGAUUACAGAGUACAUUAACACAGAGGAGGAGUUUGUCUUUGUGUCAGUGAAACAGUGAACAUAGAAUAACAAAAGAAAUCAAAACAAAAACACAAAGAGUGUUUGAACAAUAUUGGUUCUUCAGGGCCGAUACUGAUACUGAUUAUUGGUAUUGAGGUAUUUUUAUUAUUGGUAUUGGUUAUGAGACCAAUAACUGAAACUUCACUGAUAUAAGCUGACAGUAAAAAUGAUCAUUCUCUGUCAGAUUGAGAAUUUGAAAAAUAGCAAACUUCGACACAAAAAUGUUUAAUCCAAACUGAAACAGGAGUCAGUUUCACCUAAACAGUUCUGUUUUGUUACAUGGCUGUGAGACAGCGAGCCAAACAGAGCGUGUCCUGUGCCAGACCAGUGGUUCUCAAGUCAAGUCCUCGAGGCCCACUGUCCUGCAUGUUUUGGAUGUUUCCCUGCUCCAACACACCUGAUUCAAAUGAUCAGCUCGUUAUUAAGACCAUUACAGAGCUUGAUAACGAGCUGAUCAUUUGAAUCAGGUGUGUUGGAGCAGGGAAACAUCCAAAACAUGCAGGACAGUGGGCCUCGAGGACUUGACUUAAGAACGACUGUGCUAGACAUUAGAUGAGACAAGAGGUGCAAGAAUGCAGAGCCAGAAAGAAAGAAACAACAGCAGCAGAGUCCAAGUGGCUUGAUUUUUUUACUAGUUCAUUUCAUCGUCCAUCUGUGACAUAAAAGGCUAAACUUCAAGUACUGUUUUGUCUUUUGUACUAAGUGAGCAGAAUGUUUGAAAAGAUUGUAGAUUCUUGGGUAGAUGAGUUAAUCCUGUAGCAGGUAAAAAAAGCUGUAAGGGCUGCAACACAAUCCCUGACAGAUCAAAAUGUGUUUCCGCUAAAAGUUGUUGUUAUUGUCACUGACAGGCUCAGACGGUUAUUCUCACAUUUCUCUACAAAGGAAGUUGAAACUGCGCUGAAACAAACAGCAGGUUUACCUCAAAGGACACAUGACCCACUGCUGCCAUAACUAGUGCUAUAGUUAUACAGCAGUGGCAGCUGCUGGUCUUUUAAGGAGGGGAAGCUCGUUUUUUUCCCGGCCUACAUCAUAAAGGUGUCCUACUCUCCGCUUCUUUUCAAGAAAAUGAUCUGUGACCCUGUCUUGACAGAAGAGAGUCGCUAAACACAACGCUAGUCAUUUUUAACAGAGACAAAGUCGCUGGGGAUCGAUAAAAUCUUCGGAUCAGUUCAGAACAACGGAAUGAAAAACUUGGAAAAUGCUUUGGUGGAUGUUUAUACUUUAAGAAUCGCUGAUUCGCUCAUUUUGCUGUCAAUCAAAAAGGGACUCCACCUCAGACAGAUCAUCCAAUCCUCAUGCAGAAGCCAAAUGUCCGGGCCACUGUCGCCGCUGUUAUACAGUUAUAGUUAUAAUUUGACUUACUUGUUGGAUGUAAGCUGACCCUUCAAAAUGCCAAAGUCAUACAGUGGUACAAACAAACAGUCUGAUAAAAGCAGCAGUAAACUAUAAACUUCAUUUACCCUGACACUAACAUUAAUGGAGCGAGUAAGUUCUAACAGACAGCUGGAGCCGCUCUGUCCAAUCACUCAUGUUUUAUGCCACACCUUCAUCACAUGGCAGCAUUCCUCUCAAACUGGCCAUCUAUUUAGGUUGCAGAAACGUUCAGCCUCUUCCUCAGCUUUGUCAGUGCUGCCUCUGCUGGUCAGCAUGACUGUAUGCACUGUUUUCAGCUUCACACUUAGCCCAGCGGCCACCUACAGGCUGCAAGAGUUAAAAAUGAAUAAACUCAUCAUCUCUUUCAACUCAAGCCUCCGUGUCUGAAUGAGCUGCUUCUAUCACUGUUGUCGGGUGUUUUUGUAGAGAGAGCUGUAACGACUCCUCCAUAUCAGCCUUAAAACAAAGCAAUAACAAAACAACAGUGGCCUAGAAACGUGUGACAAUAAGGGCAAUUUAAUUCAGAGGAAAGCACUGUUAGCAAGAAAAGUUUGGGUUUGUUUUUAAAAAGUCCACCGAGCAUCCCAAACUGUAUGAAAUGUGUCAUUUUUCAUUACAAAGACUUUGAAUUCAUGUUUGUGUUUUUUCUUGCAGUUCUUCGCCUGUCUCGUCAUCCUGUUUGCCUGUGAGGUUGCAGCUGGAAUCUGGGGCUUCAUGCACAGAGACACUGUAAGACUACACACACACACACACACACACACACACACACACACACACUUCUCACUUUUUUAGUACAUCUGUCAUACAGUGUCUUGAGCACUGGGAUGGUGAAAUGAUCAAAGAAAUCCAAACUAAAUCCACUUCAGGAAAAGGCAGCCUGGUAAAAACCUUCCUGCAGCUGCUGUUUUUACUGCUACAGUUCAUUAAGACCGCUCAGGUUCCUCAUUCUGAUACAGUCAGCUGCUGCUGCUGCUCAGUAGACUGGCCCGUACCCUUGAAAACAGGAUUACUGCCCCAGUAUACUACAACUUUAUUCUCAUGACAAUAUGACUGUAUCCUUGUAAUAUUAUUACUUUAGUAUGACUUCAUUCUUCUGAUAUAAUCCCUUUUUAUGUUAACUAGGGCCCAACCGAUAGGGAUUUUUUGGGGCCGAUGCCGGCAUUUUAUUUCUGAAAUUAUCUAAGGAAAUUGGCAAGCUUUGGCCGAUUUCCGAUUAGUCUCAAACGGGCUAAAAUUGGCGGAUGUAAUUGGCUCGCCGAUAAAUCUGUUGGGCCCUAAUUUUAACAUCUUUGUUCUUGAACCCUUUAUUAAAAUAAAAUAAUACCCGAAAAACACACACACACACACACACCCUCAUUUUUCAAGCAGAAGCCGCUGUGAGUGAAUCAAAGUGAGACAGCCUGUCACGAUGUCCCACCUGCAAAGACAGAGUUCAAACCAAACAAAGACUCAGAGGUCAGGCUGACAAAAUAAGAGUCAGGGUAGUGUCGGCUGGUUUUGAUAAUCUUCAGGGUUCAGAUGACGGCCAUGCUGUCCUGAUUUCUGAGUUCACUUACUCAUGAACCCAACUGAUAGGAGGGUCAGCCUGACCGUGAGAAAUGGAGGACAGUUUGGAGCGAGCGGCUGAUUGAAUGGCGACAUUCCUGCUCUGUUUCAGGUGUCAAAGGAGAUGAUGAACUACUAUGACUCUGUGUACGACAAAGCCAUGGCGCAAAGUCUGACUGACAAGGAAAAGAAGCAGGCGGCUGCAUCUGUGCUCAAAGUCUUCCAUGAGACGGUGAGAUGAUACACUGCAAAAUAUUCUCCAUUCAUUAUAUUCAAUGUGUUUUUUCCUCAAGUCUCUAGUGAUGCAGAGAAGGGAUGUGUUAACCAUUAAAACCAGAGUUUGAACUGUUUUAUGUCAAAAGUUACUCUGGUGUUUGGUGGGAGCUGGAGAACAAACUAAAGAGAACCUGUGUAAGCAUCUGGAUCAUCCAUGGAUUUGUGUGUGCGUUUGUGUCUUUCAGCUGAUCUGCUGCGGUAAAGGACAGGGAACCACCUUCCUCACACAGUUCACAGACAUGUUUGGCAUGACCGACCUCUGCCCCUCCUCUGGAACCACAGUGGUGAGUGUGAUCACACAGAUCUUUACUUUAUUCCUUCAGGUGUAACAACACUUCACUGUGCAACUAAAAAACAUGUACAAACCAGCCCGUUCAAAUCCAGGGGAACGAUAAACAUGUGGUGCAAGAGAGGCUGUAAUCUACCGCUCCGUCAGAUCAGUGCAGAGUGACUGAGACUAGGCUGAGGAUUAACACGAUAGACAUGACUUGUUAUAUGUAAACUUGAGGUGACAGAUACUUAAAGUCAGAGCAAUUCCUGCAACCACUCAUUUCAUAAAAAAAUUCAUGUCAUUCGUUUUUUUUGUAUGUACUGUGCUGCUGUAGAAAUCUGGCGCUGCAAGCUUCAUAGCAGCCUUAACUUUUAAGUUGAUACAAAAAAAGCUGAUUAAGCAAAAAACUCCAACAUGAAGGUGGAGCUUGGCUGUCAGUAACCCUGUAUCUGAUGUGACUGACUUGAUUUCUUCAUUUUUCUUCGCAGAACUGCCACACAAGGAUCCAGGAACUGUUCUCAGAUAAGAUUUAUCUGAUAGGUAUCGCCGCGCUGGUGGUCGCUGUUAUCAUGGUGAGAACAUAAAGCCGCAUGUCACACUGAUCAAACCUUUGAUUAACAGUGUCUUUCUUCAUUGGUGUGACAAACAGUGUGAAUACUUCAUGGUUUGAAGACCUAUGAUUCUCAUUUCAGUCUUUCAAUUUGUCAGUCUGACAUCUAUAAAGUAGCCUCUUUUUUUAUCUAGCACGAUCAUUCAAGCCUUUUCAGUUUCUGUCUGAAACUCCUUCUUUUAACCGCUUUUCCAGUGAUAUAAAGUUACUUAUAUCUGACACAGCAUGUAGCAUUAAAAGCACUGCAGAGCACCAUUAGUGUUGAAUUCAGACACAAAUGUUACUACUCAAUGCUUUCUGCUACUUUCUGCCAUUCCUUGGAGUUAUUCUACCUGCAGCUGCCCCAAACUUGAGUGCAGAGAGUUUGGAUAUUUACUUACUGGGAGGAGUUUUCUCAUCUCAGCUCGUGGAGUCAAAGACGUACAAACACAGCCACAUCAGGGAGAAACAUUUUGCAUGCAAGUUCUGGCAAAUUUAGAAAAAAAACCCUGACAUGAUGUGAAUUUGCCCUUUUGCUCCUCUUCUCCCUUUUUUUUAAUCUCCUAAAAUUAUCCUUUCAUUUAUUCAUUCUGUGUUAUUUAGUUAUCAGUUUCUUUUUUUUUUUUCUUUUUUUUUACUUAUUUAUCGUCGCAUGUCUAUUGGUUGAUCCUGUUUGUUUUUCUUUAUUUCUACAAUGUGUAAUGGAUAUUUGAUAUACAUCUGCAUCAUAUGCAGCAGUACCUAGGUAUGGGAUUGUUAUUAUUAUUAUUAUUUUAUUUAUUUAUUUUUUAUUUAUUUAUUUAUUUAUUUAUUUAUUAUUUUACACCACUGAUCUUGUCGCAGAUACUGUUUAAUAUUUAAGGAAAAACUCUAAAUUACAAGUAAAAAAAAAAAAAGAAACUAGAAAAAAAACAGCAAUUUACAAGUGUGUGUUGAAGCAUUGAUGCUGUACCAAUGGUUCAAAAUUACAUGGAUAAUAUUGGCUUUCCUAAUGCAUAUCCAGCAUCAUAAUGUGUCUGUAUUAAAGGUUGGGUGUCCUGGAGAUGGUGUACUGCUGAAAGCUCCUCUUUGUCUGCCAAUUCAGUUUUUCUGUCAAAGUGUACCAGUGAUAGUGUUCUAGGUUGAAGCAUUGGACUUGUUAUUCUGUGUUCAACAGAUCAUUUAGGCUAAAAUAUACAGAAUCCGUAUUGAGCGCGUUAUGUUGGCGUCACGUCUCACACAGCAAGUAGGUUGCCAUUCUAAUCAAUGCAGUAUCGCAUACAGGACACAUAUCAGCUCAGUAUCAGAAGCGUGUCGAGCGCGGCCCAAGUCUAUUUUUGCUGCUCUACACCUCUAAUAUGUGUCAAUCUUCACAGAGAAGAGCGUUCUAGACAGGAAGUCAAGCAUGAAAACAUAUGCUUGUCAUCCGGUAUUUCAAAGUAAAACACCAUAUGCGAACUCCCGACUGUGUAUCAGUUCGUGUAGAUGAGAAAUACUCCCUGGUUAUGGAUUUAUCAGUAACACAGAACAAUCCAAUGGUCAGUCCCUGAUCCAUGUGGACCCCAACAGGACUUUUAACUGCUAACUCUGUCUGAAGGUAACAGCACAGGAUAAAUGAACAUAGUUUCCUUUAUUAGACACGAGUAAACCUACAAAAACCAAGACUGUAAAAUCACGUUGCUUCACAAGCCCCAUAUUUAAAAACCAAGUCCUGUUAAACUGAUGAAUAAAAACAGACAGUGUAAAACAUCUUUUCAUUGAGCACUCACUCCUCUGUUUGUGUUCUCUCUGCAGAUCUUCGAGAUGAUCUUCAGCAUGGUGUUGUGCUGUGGGAUCCGUAACAGCCCGGUGUACUAAAGCGUGGGCGUCCAGCCGGCUCGCCCUGAAGGAGGGACGACCCCGCUGUCCGUCCCCAUCUCUUUUUUUUUUUCUUUUAUAAGCAGAAGAUGUCACAUUUAUUGCUUGCUGGAUUUAGUUAGCUCUGUGAGGAGAUCAUUUAAGCGUCCUCCAUGGAGCAUUUUAAUGACACUGUCGAUGAAGUUUUUGUUAGUCACAGAUGCUGUUCUGCUUAUUUAACCCAUGCUAUCCUAACCUAAUAGGUAGAUAUUAUAUCACAAUGUCACACCUGAGUUACCCCCACCUGUCUGCCCUGGUGCUCGACUCCUUUACUUGUUUACUGCUUUCUAUGAACAUGCUUUAUAUUCUUGUUUUAUGGAUGUUUUUUCACUGUUUUAUGUAUAAACUGUAUAUAAAUAUAUAUAUUAACAGUGCUUUAUGACUGCCUGAGCAUGGAUGUUGUAUUACACUCUUCAUACAAUCUCUGCUUGUUUGUGUUGCUCCAGACUGAACCAAAUGAUGGAGACGCUUUAAUGUUGGCAUCACCUCUUUUCUGUUGUGUCUACUUAGCAUCCACAUCGCUGUGUGACGUCUGCAGGAACUGGCUGCAGGAGGAUUUUAUCUCAGUCGCAUAAAACUUUAAAAAACGCUGGAGGAUACCUUUAGAUUAAAAAAAAAAAAAAAAAAAGUUGCUUCAAGUGUAAUCAAGUCCUUAAAAAUCUAGCAUACUCGUCCUGCGGGGCUGGUUUCGUCUGGCCUAGUUACAGACUUCCACAUCAGUACCAACAUCUCAGUUUUGUCGGAGCAGCUCGGAUUAUUUCAGCUCAGGAAUUUUUAGAAAUAUUUCAGGAAACUUCCUUCGGUUUGAUCUCCAGGCGGAUUAAAGAGAAGUCUAAAAGAGAAAUAGUCAAAGGUUUCUGUGCAAGAAUGUGUUUAUUCUUGCAGCAACACCUUUUUUCUAUGAACUCAUACAGCAGACGACACAGUAAAACUCCAGCCUGACGCCAGUUUCUAAGCAGACAGAGGCAUAUUUUGGCGUUUCCUUGUCUGGCUUAGUCUGCUCAUGUCUCAUUGUUCUGUCUUUAAAUCUUCACAUUGUACUAACCCUCCUCAUCAUCAUCAUGAUACGCGUAGUAAAUGUUCUCGUUGCAGGGCUGAUGGUUUGCACUAAGUGUUUUCAGCCCUGCAGAGGAUGCUAAGCUGUUAGUUUGACCCUGAAUGCUCUCCAAAAACACUUUGAGCGAGUGUGUUAGCGUGCAUGUACACAACAGAUCAGAGCAGACACAUUAUUAUGAACACUUUUUUGAGGGGUAUCACCACUUUGACGGUGUGUUAGGAUGAAGUUCUGCUUUGCAUAAUCACUGAAAGGACUAUACAAAGUUGUUAUUCAACCAAGUGUGCAAGGCAGUAUCUUGGGUGUGUUUUUGGGGUUUAAAUAAACACAACAGAGAAAUAUUGGUAAGGUUGCAAUUUGAGAGCAUCAACUAAGACUUCUUCAAACCAUUUUGCAGACUGCCCAGAGAAAAAUCAUAAACUCAAACUUUUGAAGUGUCUGAAUCACAAUAUGGUUAUUUCAGCGUCCUUUCAAUCAGUCUGUUGUCAUUCAAGCAAAAUCAAAUCUCUUGCUGUAGUAAAAACCAACUCCAGCGAGUGUAUUGUGACUCAGUAGAUAAAUAACAGUUUUAUACUAAGAAAAAGUUCCUGCAAGAAGCCCCUUCUAACCCGCAGCUUUAUGUAAUUAAUACCUCACAUUCACUGUCUUCAUAAUUGUGUGUCUGCUCCCUGUAGGUCCAUUUUUAACCCUCUCAGGCUGGUUGUAGUUGUGGGUUUUGUGGUGUUUAGUCUCAGGCAGCACAGUCACACUAACAGCGACACCCUGAGCUGUCUGCUGAGGUUCAGUGGGUCAGGAGGACCGGCUGAACAUGCUGUUUCUUCACUCCGUCACGGGCGAGAAAAUGUUCCGUCCUGAGGUCUGAUCCCGCUAACCUCUCUGCUGCAGCUCAAUUUAAUGUUAACACCCACUCACACUCAGUCAUGUCAUCCUGUGUAACCUUCGACAUUAUCACACUCUGCCAACUGAAACCCUAUCCUGUUAACAUCUCAAACUUAAACUGAGAACCAGUAAAAGUGUCUUGUAAUAUUUACAGCUCUUAUGUAUUGUACUAAUGAAAAUCAUGAAGGCUGUAGAAAGACAAUGUAUGCCUUUUUUCUCUUGUAUUGUGAUAACUUGUCUGGUACGUCGUCGAAGAAGGUCUUAUACAGAGAGGGUGAAGAUUAUGUGGCAGUGUGGACUGAGAGGAUAUCAAACCUUUAACCUGUCGGACUCUCUGACAGACCGGUUCAUGAAGCUGCCCCUCCUAUCUGAUGCUCAGGCCGCACUGCCUCUUUAAUCUAAAUCUCUCUGUUCUGUAGACUUUGGUUUGCCCAGAUAUAAAGGGAUUAAAUGUUCUUUACAAAUACACUGAA